AAAAUCAGCUGAUAGUCGUUUGUACACAGGAAUUUUAUUUUUUAUCGUCGCGAAAAAUUGAUUAAUAAUAAUUAAAGAAAAAGAUAAAAAGGAAGUUCGAAACACGUAUAAAAUAAUAUAGCCGAGUCAAAACCUCAUCAUCAUGUCCAUGGAAAAUGUCGAAGAUAUGCAACGCGAUUUUGCUGAUGUGGAUAUAAAUAAUGGGUCAAAUGAUGAUGAUGAUGAACAAGAUGAGCAGGUUCCUUCUCCUGUCUCAAAUAAUAAUAAUAAUGGCAUGAACCAACCUACGAUACAUCGCCGCGUUUCAUCUAGUAACAUGCAAGAUGUUCUUUCCGACAAUGGGGACUAUUUUGUAGAAAUAACCAUAUCAGAACCACAAAAAAUUGGCGAUGGGAUGGGAUCAUAUUUAACUUACAAAGUAUCAACCAAAACAAACAUUCCCAAGUUUCAACGUACGGAAUUCAGUACUCUUCGACGUUUCAGUGACUUUCUAGGCAUACAUUCGUUGUUGGCUAGCAAAUAUAUUAAAUUGGGUAAAAUUGUACCACCAGCACCUUCGAAGAAUAUUUUUGGCACUACGAAAGUAAAAAUAAGUCCACAACAGAGUGAACCUGGUAAUGGAUCAAAUGUUGAAUGGGUCGAACAACGCCGAGCCGCCCUAGAACGCUACAUGAAUCGUACCGCCCAACAUCCAGUCUUGAGGGUCGAUUUGGAUUUUAUAAAUUUUUUGGAAAGUGAUCAGGAAUUACCACGUGCUGUGAAUACCGCUGCUCUGAGUGGCGCUGCUGUGGUUCGAUUAUUUAAUAAAGUUGGUGAGACUGUAAACAAGAUAACAUACAAAAUGGAUGAAAACGAUCCAUGGUUCGAUGACAAGAUUACUGAAGUGGAGAAUUUAGAUACUAAUUUGCAGAAAUUACAUUCCGCACUGAAAUCCUUGGUUACCACGCGAAAAGAACUUGCCAAUCUCACUGGGUUGGUGGCUAAAUCCGCAGCCAUGUUAAGCACCUGUGAAGAACACACAGGUCUGUCAAGAGCUCUAUCAAGUUUGGCAGACGUGGAGGAAAAAAUCGAAAUUUUACGUUCUGAGCAGUCGAACUCGGAUUACUACAUCAUGUCUGAAUUUGUCAAAGAUUAUUUGGGAUUAUUUGUUGCUAUUAAAUCUGUGUUUCACGAACGGGUUAAGGUGUUCCAAAAUUGGCAGCAUGCCCAAAUGCAGCUGUCAAAAAGGCGUGAAAAUCGUGGACGCUACGAAUUAAAUAACCGAACUGAUAAAUUAGAACAAGCGCAUCAAGAAGUUGAAGAAUGGCAAGUAAAAGUUCAACGUUGUCAACAGCAGUUUGAAGAAAUUUCAUCGGAAAUUAAGAAGGAAAUGGAACGUUUCGAGUUGCACAGAAUAAAGGAGUUUAAGGCAAAUUUGGUCAAAUACCUUGAAGAUCAGAUGGCCCAUCAACAACAGAUUAUCACAUACUGGGAAGCAUUUGUGCCCUGUGCUCGUGAAAUAGUUUAAAAGUCAGAAUGAAGUCCCAACGCAUUUUCUCUCUAAACUCAAGUCAGCAUUUGUUGUUUUUGAAUAAUUCCCUCCUUUCAAGACUUUGAAUACACUACAAGUGACCACGACGACGAUAUUCGUUUGCCUCGUUUUCAAAAUUACUAUUAUUUUCAAUUAAUACGCGGGACCAAAUGCGUUAAGACAACAAACAGACUUUAUUAUGUACCACCACCCUGAUUUCGGACAAAUUGCCUUCGCUUACGUCUUUAAGAUCUUCUUCAUUGUGCUAAACAAAAGUCCAUAUUGCUUUGGAAAUAUCGGUAAAAAAUGUCAAUGCCAAUCCUUUUUUCUGUUGUUCAAAUUUCCUCAAUAUAACAAGAAGUUUGACCUAAUAUUCUUUUUUGUGUUGCUGUGAAUUAAAAAUCUGAUACUUUAUACGUUCCAUCAGAUGGUAAUUUGUAGACACAUGUUAAAAAAUCUCUUAUCAUUUACACCUUAUUUUACACAUGAAACUUAUAAAGUUCACUCUUAUUAUUAUUAUUAUUAUUAUUAUUAUUAUUAAUGUAUGUUUAGGCCCUUCCUAGUUUUGUAGCAGAGUACGUUUUAAAUGUAAUUGUUCUAAAGGAAGAGAAUCGGUAUUAGAAAAAGUUAAAUUAAAAACAAAACAAAAAUUGCCUUCACUCAAAUCUUGUAUGGAUUAGGAUAUGGGGAUAUCGCAUAAGGAGCCGUAGAAUUUUCUUCUCUUAAAACUAUAUGCGCCUAUUAUAAUGUAUACAUAUAUGAUUUAUUAUCAAACAAAACUAAUUGUGUAUUAUUCCAUUAUUAUUUGAAUCGAAAAUUAUUUUCCAUAAAACACAAAUACAAUGUAUAUAAUGUUUAAAAUA
Molecule: messenger RNA, 2373 nt
Organism: Stomoxys calcitrans (stable fly)
Lineage: Eukaryota; Metazoa; Arthropoda; Insecta; Diptera; Muscidae
Gene: Snx1
Product: sorting nexin-2
Exons: 8
Coding region: 143-1507 (454 amino acids)
Biological process (GO): early endosome to Golgi transport
Cellular component (GO): endosome membrane; endosome
Molecular function (GO): phosphatidylinositol binding
Source: RefSeq, a predicted model, not a curated record